GGGGGGGGAGGCGAGGCUGAGGGGAGGAAGCGGGCGAGGCUCGGCUGAGGGGCGCUCGGCGGGGAGCCCGGCCGCCUCCUUACCCGUUCGGGAGGCUCCUGAGCGGGGAGGCAGGAACAAAGAGGCCGCGGGGGCCUCCGCUUUGAGGGGGGGGGGUUCCCUCGGCUCUGCUUAAUUAACGAGGGGGGGCUGCGAGGAGGAAGGGGGAGGCCGCUGCCUCCGGUUCUUCGGCCCCAUCCUCCCCCCAUGAGUUAAGAUGGUUCUGAGGCUGGAGGGCAGCUGGUCGCUGCUGGUGGGCAAGCGCUUCCUCAGCCUGCUCGGCGACGACGACGGGCCCUGGGACACGGAGCGCGUGGCGGAAUGGCCCUGGAAGGCGGGCAGGAUCCGCGCCGUCUCGCACACCGACAUAUCCAAGCCAGACCUUAAGAUUUGUGUGGAAUUUGAUGAUGAGUCAUGGGAAAAAAGAAGAUGGAUAGAGGUCUACUGCCAUAAGAUGAAAGCAUUCCUGGUGGAGCAAAAGCUGGUGCUGGCCGAAAGAAAAACUCAAGGCAGUUCUGUAACGCCUAUCCAGUGGCCUGCAAUGACUUACAAAUCCUUAGUGGACAAAGCUGGUUUGGGAUCAAUGGUUUCGGUGCGCUAUCUGGGCGAAGAGAGAUGUGUUUUUCUUUCUAAAGACCUUUUGACACCCAUCCAGGAUGUGGACAGUUCCAGGCUUCAUCUUAAGGACGAUCAAAAUGUUAAUGAGGAAAUUCAGGCUUUGGUGAAGAAACACUUAGAUGAAACACGCUUGGUACAAGGUGGAAAAAAUAUCAUUGGUUCGAAAAUUAGAAUUUAUAGCCUGGAUCCGUCUACCCAGUGGUUCACAGCAGUUGUUGUGAAUGGUAAUCCAGCUACACGAACUCUAGAAGUCAACUGUGAGGAGAUUCCAGCUUUAAAAACUCUUGAUCCAGAGUUAAUUCACGUCGAAAUCAUAUAUGACAAUAAUGGGAGAUGUGAUAAAUCUAAAAAAAUUGGGGGCGUGAAAAGGAAAUCCACAGAGAAUAGUGGAAGUGUUGAUGCUAAACACACAAAAUCUUCUCCCGAGGUUUCUCAGAGUCAGGGACAUGUGCAGUCAGUACCAACAGUGUUUGGUGAAGCAUUGCUAGGAUGUACUCCUGCUAAUAAAGACCAAAGGCAUCAAGGCUUGCCCCUGCCAGCUAACUCUCCUCCCAAUCUUGGUGCAGAAACUCCUCAGGGCACAUGUAGACGGAGCUUACCAGAAACUCAUCCUUCUUGUCUUAAUGCUGGAGUUAAACCAUCGAAGGACGAACUGAUAGCCUUUCCAAAAGUGACGUAUAUAUCUAAAGAACAAACGCAAAAUCCUAAUGAUCAGAAUGGUAAAUAUACCUCUUUGACAACCUCAAGAUCUUCAUCUUUGACUGAUUCAGCUAACGGAAAAGAAGCCAGCUUGAAAAAUGUAAAUGAACCUCUAAUGAAGCCCACAACAAACUUUCCAAAAGAAUGCAUUUCUGCAAAGCAGUUGCAACACCUUAACUCUCCCAUAGCAAUACCAAGAGUCAAUAGCACUGUUGAACUGCAGAGGACUUUAGAUUGUAGGCCCUCAACCUCCGAUGCUCAUCUUCUCUCUUUUCCUGAGUCUGGAGUUAAAUCGCAAAGCAACUGUAAUAGCCAGAACAGCCAAAAAGGAAACAAGAUUGAUGAACACACAGACAUGGAAUGCUUUAUUAGGAGAAAUUCAAAUGAGGCUCUUUUUGAGAGAAGUGAAAAUGAAAACUUUUGGACUGGAAGUGCCAAGGUCCAGGAUAACGUCAUUGUUCGCAAGUCAAUUUUAGCAGAUGCUUCUAAAGUGAAGAAGCUGCAGCAGAGCGGAGAGGCGUUUGUACAGGAUGGCUCCUGCAAUAAUAUCGCCCCUCACCUGCAUAAAUGCAGGGAAUGCCGUUUGGACAGUUACCGAAAGAACAAAGAUCAGAGGGAGUCCACUGUCUUCUGUCGAUUCUUUCACUUUAGAAGGUUGCAGUUCAAUAAGCAUGGGUUACUGCGUGAGGAAGGCUUCUUAACUCCGAACAAGUAUGACCCUGAGGCUAUUAGCUUGUGGCUGCCUUUAUCAAAAAAUGUUGUGGGUCUGGAUCUCGACACAGCGAAGUACAUCCUAGCCAACAUCGGAGACCACUUCUGUCAGCUAGUAAUAUCUGAAAAGGAAGUUAUGUCUACUAUCGAACCACACAAACAGGUAGCCUGGAAGCGUGCAGUUCGUGGAGUUCGAGAAAUGUGUGACGUGUGCGACACCACAAUCUUCAACCUUCACUGGGUCUGCUCCAAGUGUGGCUUUGGUGUGUGCGUCGAUUGUUACAGGAUGAAGAAAAAAAGCUUACAUGAAGAUGAUGACUCAGAUACUUUCUCCUGGUUUAAAUGUGUGAAGGGGCAGGUACAUGAGCCAGAGAAUCUAAUGCCUACACAAAUAAUUCCCGGAAAAGCACUCUAUGAUGUUGGUGAUAUUGUUCACUCUGUAAGAACAAAAUGGGGAAUAAAGGCAAAUUGUCCCUGUGCAAAUAAGCAAUUCAAGGCACUAUCAAAGCCAACUCUAAAGGAGGAUUCAAAACAGAACUUGGUACCUGGAGAGAGGACCAGCCUUCAGCAUACCAGCUUAGUCCUGAGCCCACAAGUCACUACACAUGAUCCUCCUGUAAAAUCGACGGUUGGAAGUAAACAGACUGCUUCAGUGAAUACUUCUCCUUCAUUAAGUUGGCUAUCAAAUCUAACAAGUGGAAACGUGAAUAAAGAAAACAAAGAAAAACUCCUCGUACCCGUUUCAAAGAAUGAAAAUAAGCCUCUUCAGACACUCCCUAGUUUAGCCAAGCCUACUGCAGCUCUGCAGACAUUCAACAGUGCAAUAUUAACACCUGUAAGCAACAACAACACAGGUUUCUUGCGGAAUCUUCUGAAUUCUUCUGGAGGAAAGACAGACAAUGGACUCAAGAGUACACCCAAAAUCCUUGAUGACAUUUUUGCUUCCCUGGUGCAAAACAGAACCCUUACAGACUUGCCUAAGAAACCUCAAGGAUUGACUAUAAAGCCUACAAUAAUGGGCUUUGAUACGCCUCACUACUGGCUGUGUGAUAACCGCUUGCUAUGUCUUCAAGAUCCCAACAAUGAAAGUAAUUGGAAUGUCUUCAGGGAGUGCUGGAAGCAGGGACAGCCUGUAAUGGUGUCGGGAGUGCAUCACAAGCUAAAUGCAGACCUCUGGAGACCAGAGUCCUUCAGGAAGGAAUUCGGCCAACAGGAAGUAGAUCUGGUUAACUGCAGGACCAACGAAAUCAUCACUGGCGCUACUGUAGGGGAUUUCUGGGAUGGAUUUGAAGACAUUUCAAGUCGUCUGAGAACAGAAGAAGGAGAGCCUAUGGUGUUGAAGCUUAAAGACUGGCCUCCAGGAGAAGACUUCAGAGACAUGAUGCCUUCUCGGUUUGAUGAUUUGAUGAAAAAUAUUCCAUUGCCAGAAUACACUAGGAGAGGCGGCAAGCUCAACCUUGCUUCUCGCCUUCCCAACUACUUUGUACGACCAGAUUUGGGCCCCAAGAUGUACAAUGCAUACGGCUUAAUAACGCCAGAAGAUAGAAAAUAUGGCACGACAAAUCUCCAUUUAGAUGUGUCUGAUGCAGCUAACGUUAUGGUUUAUGUGGGUAUCCCCAAAGGGCAGGCUGAUCAAGAAGAAGAAGUGCUUAAAACCAUACAAGACGGUGAUUCUGAUGAACUGACAAUUAAGCGUUUCACUGAAAGUCGAGAAAAACCUGGAGCUCUGUGGCACAUUUAUGCUGCUAAAGAUACAGAGAAGAUCCGGGAAUUCCUUAAAAAGGUUGCUGAAGAACAAGGCCAAGAAAAUCCUGUCGAUCACGAUCCUAUUCAUGAUCAAAGUUGGUACUUGGACAGAUCUCUAAGAAAACGCCUUCACCAGGAGUAUGGAGUUCAAGGCUGGGCUAUUGUACAGUUUCUAGGAGAUGUAGUUUUCAUUCCAGCAGGAGCUCCACACCAGGUUCAUAACUUGUACAGUUGUAUUAAAGUUGCAGAAGACUUUGUAUCCCCAGAGCACGUCAAGCAUUGCUUCUGGCUCACUCAGGAAUUUAGAUAUCUGUCACAUACACAUACAAACCACGAAGAUAAAUUGCAGGUGAAGAAUGUCAUAUACCACGCGGUUAAAGAUGCAGUUGGGAUACUGAGAGCGAACGAAUCCAGCCUUAGCAGACCAUAAAGUAGAAAGCCUUAACCACACACUAUGAAAUAGAAGCGCUGGCAGCUGUUUUACCUACUCAGUCAGGACCUCUGUGGACUUUGAGAUUAUAUGAAUGUUACCUCAUCUUCCUUUCAGCAGUACCAGAGGAUCGUGGUACUAUGUUCUGUGUAUUCUUCCAAUGUUUACAAACCUGAUAUGUAUAUGUAGUAAUAUGUAUGGACUGUGGCAUACUGUGAAUGCUCAGUUGCAAUAGAACUUUAUAUGGAGUUGCUCUCCAAACUGUACAAAAUACCUCCUAUAGAACUGUCGGAAACUAUUCCAAAUUACUCAUUUGAAAAAUAUUACCCGAGACUUGUAAAGCUCCAAUUUUUAAAAUUUAUUUUAGGGUGGGAGGAAGUAUGGAGUCACCCAAUUUAAUAAGCGAUUUACAUAAAAAUAAACUUAAGAAUGCAGUUCUGUAAUUUCACAUUAACAUAGAACUAGCAUUUAAAAGUAGCUUUCAGCUAUUGUAUAGUAACAUAGAGGUGGGGAUUAACCAUCUUUAGGUAAAUGUAUUUAAAUUUCUAAAUGUUAAAAGAAACUUUUAAUCAAAUGUCUUCUGUUUGAAACUGAUCUUUAAUUUGAACUUAUGUUUGAUUCUCUGGUUUUUAACACUGAAUGGUCUACAUAAAAUUCUUCUAUUUCA
This is a messenger RNA of Cygnus olor (mute swan), 4910 nucleotides long. It is a transcript of the gene KDM3A, whose product is annotated as lysine demethylase 3A. Gene Ontology annotation, molecular function: transcription coregulator activity; chromatin DNA binding; histone H3K9 demethylase activity. Gene Ontology annotation, biological process: regulation of transcription by RNA polymerase II. Bases 257 to 4243 code for a protein of 1328 amino acids. The transcript is spliced from 25 exons. Lineage: Eukaryota; Metazoa; Chordata; Aves; Anseriformes; Anatidae. Gene Ontology annotation, cellular component: chromatin; histone deacetylase complex. The record is from RefSeq and is a predicted model, not a curated record.